UACCCUUGCUCUCUCUUGAACCUGGCCCUUCCUGCCCAGCGUGAGGGAUGAUGUCCUCGGCUUAGCCCACCUAUGGAGGAGAUGUGGACCAACACCACCAAUGAGACUAUCCGCAUGUGCCCCGACUACCGCUUUUACCACCGCCUACACCUGGUAGGCUAUAGCUUGGUGCUUGCUGCCGGUCUGCCCCUCAAUGCCUUGGCACUCUGGGUUUUCCUCCGAGCCCUCCAUGUCCACUCAGUGGUCAGCGUCUACAUGUGUAACCUGGCAGCCAGUGACCUGCUUUUUACCCUCUCUUUGCCCCUACGACUCUCCUACUAUGCCCGCCACUACUGGCCCUUUCCAGACCUCCUGUGCCAGGCGGCAGGGGCUGCCUUCCAGAUGAAUAUGUACGGCAGCUGUAUUUUCUUGGCCCUCAUCAACGUGGACCGCUUUGUUGCGAUUGUUCACCCGCUCAGGCUCCGCCACCUCCGCCGGCCUAUGGUGGCCAGACUGCUCUGCCUGGGGGUCUGGGCCCUGAUCCUGGUGUUUGCGGUGCCUGCCGCUUGGGUCCAUUCCCCCUCUCCCUGCCAUUAUAAGAACAUCACCGUCAACCUGUGCUUUGAGAGCUUCAGUGAUAACUUGUGGCAGGGCGGGCUCCUGCCCCUGGUACUCCUGGCUGAAGGCCUGGGUUUCAUGCUGCCCUUGAUAACCAUGGUCUACUCUUCCAGUCGGGUCUUCUGGACUUUGGCCAGGCCCCAUGCCACCAGGAGCCAGCGCCGCAGGAAAACAGUGCGCCUUCUGCUGGCUAACCUGGUCAUUUUCCUCUUUUGCUUUGUGCCCUACAAUGCCACCCUGGCUGUGUAUGGACUACUUCGGGGGAAGCUAGUAGAUGCCAGCUCUGAUGCCCAGAGCAGGGUGCGCAAGGUGUUGGUGGUGAUGGUGUUGUUGGCCAGUGCCAACUGUGUCUUAGAUCCCCUUGUAUACUAUUUCAGUGCCGAGGGCUUCAGAAACACUCUUCGGGGCCUGGGAACCACACGAUGGGUCAAAGCCAGAGCCGCCAGCAGGCCUCCUGGACUACCUGGCGAGCGGGCGAGUGGGACCGCCUCCGACAAUCCUGAAGAUGCCUCUCACCGGGAGUUGCUCUCGCCUGCGCCUCUGGAGAAGUCCUUCAACCACUCCAUCAAGGAUUCAGCCAUCUGAGCAGAAACCCCCGGCUGAACUUCCUCCUUUCCUCCCCUUCUCAUCCCCUUUAUGAGACUGCACGGCAGGGCGGAGAGAGGAUCCAGUGCCCAGACUCCGGUUUCUGUCUUAGCCCGUUUCCAGGAACAGAGAAGAGAUAUGAAGAAGAAAGAGUGCUUGAAGAAAAGUCCUUUCCGCUUGCCCCUGUCCCAAAAUAGGGAAACCUGGAUAAUCUGCUUCUAAAUUUGGUCCCUCGUGAAGCCCCCCCCAGGUGAACAAUCUGUCCGGGAGUCUCCUCUCUGAACAUUUCUCUGCAAGGGUGCGUUCUUGGGCUGUUGGGCCGGGACCCCUUUCCUCUGUUUUGGAGGGCCGGGGUCCUCAUAAGGACUAACUAAUAAAAGCGGAAGUAGAA
Messenger RNA from Gracilinanus agilis (Agile Gracile Mouse Opossum), 1573 nucleotides. RefSeq names its product lysophosphatidic acid receptor 5 (gene LPAR5). The transcript has a single exon. Lineage: Eukaryota; Metazoa; Chordata; Mammalia; Didelphimorphia; Didelphidae. Gene Ontology annotation, biological process: G protein-coupled receptor signaling pathway; behavioral response to pain. Gene Ontology annotation, molecular function: G protein-coupled receptor activity. Gene Ontology annotation, cellular component: membrane. Bases 73 to 1182 code for a protein of 369 amino acids. The record is from RefSeq and is a predicted model, not a curated record.